CAAGAAAGAGUGGAAGCUUUGGAAUUCUUUUCCUGUUAUAUUUUUGGGUAGUACUAAAUCUCAGGCUGUGUUUUGACAAAGUUUUUUUGCUCUUCCAGCUCUAAAGCGAUUUACUUACACCUAGAGAAAUUUGAGUCUGUGCUUGUUGGAUUAAUAGGAGACAAAUGUGAUUUGAUGCUGCUGUGGUUCUGCUCUGUAAAAUUGCAUGUCAAGAGGUUGCCUUUACUUGGUAGAUACAUUAGCAGGAGAUCCAGAGGUUCUGCAAGUUGAUGCUGAAACAUACUAUGAAAAACUCUUGAAGGAAUCAUCCUCCAUUCAGGAUGUUUUUUCGAUCCCUGGAGGAGAAAAGGUUAAACUUGAAGAUUCCUGUGUGUGUUUUGUCCCUCUCUACCGAAAUAAUCCUACUUGCAAAAUGUUGCUGUUAACAGACCCAAAGGAUAAAGAGACAGUUUUGGCAGUUUAUCUGAACCGGUGCUGGUGGCCUGUUGAAGAUGUAGUAAAGACAGCUGAUCCUUCGAGAGAUGGGCUAAUUUCAGUCCAGACAUUUGGAGAAAGGAUUGUCCUCUUUGUUCUGAACUGCAUUAUUUUUGGAAUGCUCGAAGGGAGUGCAGCUGAUGAUGCAUUCUUUCUACCUCACUCUGCCACCGAAUGUGCCAAGAUACUCUGGAGAAAUGGCGAGGCUGUUGCCUUUUACUCGGUCAAGAUGAAAGGGAGCCUAUGUGAUGGUACAACCAGUCAAUGUUACUUGCUGCCGGUUUUGGAUACUAUAUUUGUCCGGAGAAAGUGCAGAAGAAGUGGCCUAGGGAUGAAAAUGCUGCGUGAUUUCUGUCAGUCUUUCAUGGCUGAGGAUGCCUUGGGGAUCAGCUGCCCUAUUUCUGCUGCGAUGUAUCAAGUUUGCCAGAAAUUCUUGCAGACUUAUCCUGAGGAGCAGAAGCGACUGUGGGAGGUGGAAGCACCAGGAGAUUGGAGCCAGCGAGUGAAUAUCUGGUUAAAAAUUCAGAUGGAGUCAUCCUCUGCAGGAAGGCAUUGAAUACAUUCCUGGUGUUCGGAACGUGGCGGAAGAUGCCACAGAAAAAAAGAUGACACAGCAGAAGCAGGGACUCUGAACUCAGAGGGUUCUGAACAACAGGACUUAGAAAAAGGUCCAGGCAAUACUCGGCAAAGCAAAGGAUUCAGAAAAAGAGCAGGCCGUGGGGGCUUUAGUUGGAGACAAGGCCGCCAGACAGUUCAGAAUUAUACUGUAAUUGCACUUUCAAAAAUAAGCAAAAUCCAGUUUUAAAAAUGGUAAUUGACUGUUCAUAAUUUGUAAUGCUGGAGAGAUUUCUUCAGGUAAAA
Molecule: messenger RNA, 1335 nt
Organism: Cuculus canorus (common cuckoo)
Lineage: Eukaryota; Metazoa; Chordata; Aves; Cuculiformes; Cuculidae
Gene: FAM169BP
Product: Protein FAM169B
Exons: 8
Coding region: 206-1030 (274 amino acids)
Source: RefSeq, a predicted model, not a curated record